Messenger RNA from Vespa crabro (European hornet), 1216 nucleotides. It is a transcript of the gene Mpv17, whose product is annotated as protein Mpv17. The coding region runs from base 401 to 919 and encodes 172 amino acids. The record is from RefSeq and is a predicted model, not a curated record. Lineage: Eukaryota; Metazoa; Arthropoda; Insecta; Hymenoptera; Vespidae. Gene Ontology annotation, cellular component: membrane; cytoplasm. The transcript has 4 exons.
ACUGUUUAUUAAAAAAUUGUAAUGUACAUUUGUAAUCCUUAUAUUACGUACUGUUUAAAUGAUUAAAUAAUACUUCACCGCGUUGAUGAUGAAAGAUUAUGCAUAUUUUUCUUUUUACGACAUCGCGCAUGCGCCGAAAUAGUUAUAAAUAUUAUAAAAUACACAUAAUCGUUUAUUGUAAUAAGAUUUAAGUGUAAUAAAAUUUUAUCGAAAUAUUUUUUUCUCCUCAUCUUAAAUAUUUUAUUUAAUACGUCAGUUAUUUUAUAUAAUGUUUUUAAUAAUCAUUCAAAUAUGCUGUCUAAUAUGAAUUUAGAAAUAGGUUAAUCAGUAGUUAUACUUCAGCCGUAUUAAAUAUUCCAUUGAGAAUCUCUUCAUAAUAAGUUAUAUUACGCACAUCAAUAUGAGAAUUAUUUUUAAAUCAUAUCAAAAGUUGCUGUCAAAGUAUCCAGUGAGAACUCAAGCAGUACAAGCUGGUAUUUUAAUGGGACUAGGUGAUCAAUUAGCACAAAAUUUCGUAGAACGAAACAAAUUUAAAGAUUUGGAUUUUGCAAGAACUGGUCAUUUUAUUAGUAUUGGCUUUUUUAUAGCUGGUCCAGCAACUACAACAUGGUAUCGUAUAUUAGAUAAAUAUAUUGGUUCGAAAGGAGGUGUUGUAGUUAUGAAGAAAGUUUUAUGCGAUCAACUGCUCUUUGCUCCUUCCUUUUUAUCUAUUUUACUCGUUUCUAUCGGAUUGUUACAAGGGAAUGAUAUUGAUAGUUUAAAACACAAAUUGAAAACUAAUUACUUUGAAAUACUACUAAACAAUUAUAAGUAUCAAGUAUUACUUGUACAAUCAGUUGCAUUGUUAUGGAAUACAUAUAUUUCCUAUAUAACCAAUACAGGAAAUAAAAUACAGAACUACAACACAGAAAUAAAAUAAGUAUGAAAGAUAUUUCUAAACUUGAAAAUCAACGUACAUGGAUUUUCUUAUGGGACUUAAUAAUAAGUAUCUAUAAUGAAAUUAAUAUUUAAAAAAUUAAAGCAUUUAUCGUUUUUAUUUAUUCUCAUAAAUAAAUAAGAAUGAGAGUCUAUGGUUAGUAUGAAUUAGAUGACGAUUCUUUAAAUUGCUAAGAUGAAACAAAACAUCAAAAAAAUUUAAUGUACAAUUUUAAAAAUGAUUGUGAUACUAUUAUUACUUGUACAUUCCAAUAAAGAUUUUAUGUAUCUGUAUUACUUA